This is a messenger RNA of Sclerotinia trifoliorum, 872 nucleotides long. NCBI's taxonomy places the organism in Eukaryota, Fungi, Ascomycota, Leotiomycetes, Helotiales, Sclerotiniaceae. The record is from the annotation of a GenBank genome assembly.
AAAACAUCAGCCUUGCUUGAAAGAUUGUAAAGUAAAGAAACAAACAAAAUUUCAACAAAAAUGCCUGGCUCAAUAAGAAAUACUGUUGAUAGGCUGGAUAAACCUAGUGCCUAUUAUCAAGGUAGAGUAAGUUAUUUGAUCUGAUUACUUUUCAACCUCGCGCUGAGCUAGACUAACAAUUCGGUUUAGAAUAAGAAGCGCAGAUAUGAGAGAGACGGAGAGGAUGAGAGAAGAGAACGAACUCCAGAGGAACCAGCAGAUGAUCCUUUGAAGGACGCGACAACACUUUAUGUGGGAAAUUUGUAUGUUGAAUGCAUUCAAUACUUUCAAUCAAUGGCUCAGCUCAGGGCAUAAGCUAAAUAAUUCCGGCUACAGGUCCUUCUACACAACUGAAGAACAGAUUCACGAAUUAUUUGCAAAAUGUGGUGAAAUCAAGAGGUUGAUUAUGGGAUUGGAUAGGUUCAACAAGACACCUUGCGGGUUCUGUUUCGUGGAAUAUUAUACUCACCAAGAUGCACUUGAUUGUAUGAAGUAUAUUGGUGGCACAAAACUCGAUGAACGAAUCAUUAGAACAGAUCUGGAUCCUGGAUUUCAGGAAGGAAGACAAUAUGGACGUGGAAAGUCUGGCGGCCAAGUGCGCGACGAGUACCGUGAAGAAUACGAUGAGGGCAGAGGAGGUCUUGGUAGAGCUAUUCAAGCUGAAAGACAGAAGGAAGAAGAAGAAUACGGGAAAGGUAGAUAGAUUAUUGGAAAGAUGGACGAUUGUACGAUAUUUUGCAGUAAUCGGGAAGGCGUAUAAGGAAGACUGCGGCAAUCCAUUUGAUAUCAGAAUAGUGACUUGCAUCUGCAUAGUAGGGAGAACUCUUAGGAUU